Messenger RNA from Dermatophagoides pteronyssinus (European house dust mite), 2380 nucleotides. RefSeq lists its product as uncharacterized. Lineage: Eukaryota; Metazoa; Arthropoda; Arachnida; Sarcoptiformes; Pyroglyphidae. The record is from RefSeq and is a predicted model, not a curated record.
AUUAUUAUUCGUUGUUUUUUUGUUUUGUUUCUGGGUUAAAUCUUUUUUUCUUUCUUUUGGAAUCAUGUCCAAUUUACAAACGUUGAGAAUUAUAACAACCACUACUGAUGCUGUUGAUGAUGAUUUAUUGAAUGAUAAAAAACUUGACAAUCAAACGGCUAAAUGUUUGUGUGAAGAAGAUAAUCUUGAAUUUGGUCAUUCACAUGAAAAUGUAAACAACGACGACAACAACAACAACAAAAGCAACAACGAAUCUUUGGAUAAAAGUUUACAAGGAAUAUUUGAUCGUCAUAAUUUUUCAUUUACAAAUAUCGAAAAUAUUAUACGACAAACAGCAGCAACAACAAAAAUUAUCGAUCAAAAUACUGACAACAACAAUGGAAAUGAUGAGAAUAAUGAUGAUGUUAUUGGUGAUGAUGAAAAAAAAAUCACUUUCAACAUUGUAUUGAAUAAAUUUUUCAACAAAAUCAAAUGUGAUGAUGCUGAUACUGAUGCUUCUGAUGGUGAUGCUGAUGGUGAUGAUAACAUUAACGGAUCAUUAGCAAAAAAGUUUCAAACAAUCGAUCAUGAUGUCAAACGAUUUAUAGAUAAAGUAAAAGAAAUGAAUAGAAAAAAUAAUAGUCAAGCAAUUCAAUAUUAUAAUUGUGGUAUUGAAAAUAAACAUAAUGAUUAUCAUACAACACUUUCGCAUAUUAAUCAGGCAAUGAUUUACGGAUCAAACACUGAUGAUAAUCAUGAUAAUCUUCGAAAAACAAUACGAAAACGUGCAACAUUAUUUUUUGAAAAUCGAGAUUAUGUUAAUGCAUCACAUGAUUUAGAAUGGUUAUUAUUAACAUAUAAACCUGAUCAACGAUCAACGAUUAAUGAUCAGAAUAAUGAUCAAAAUGAUGAUGAUGAUUGGAAAUUAUUAAAAUAUUCUAUAAUUAGUUUUUAUCGAUUGGCAACAAAAGCAUUGAAUGAUCAAGAUUUUCUUGGUAGAAAAUAUGCAUUAAUAAAUUUAGAAAAAUCUGAAUAUUUUUUACAAAAAUUAAAAAUACUAUCUCGAAUGAAUUUAAAAAAAUAUCAAAAAGAUUUGAAUUAUGUUUAUGGACAGUUGAAUAUUCGAACAGCAAAUGAUGAAUAUGAUAAAUUUGAUCGAUUACGUAAAAAAAUUCAUGAUAUUCAUAUUCCGGAUAAGCCAGAUAAAAAAUUGAAUCAUAGCAAUAUAUUUACCGAUUCAAAAGUAUUGAUCGAUGAUCAUGGAAAUUUAAUUGCCGGACGAACAAUUGAAAUGAAUGAAAAAAUUUUCUAUGAAAUGAUGAUGACAAUGUUACCAUCGAUUGAUAUUCGACAACAAUAUCAAUAUAAAUUCUGUGAUAAUUGUAAACGUCGUCUUGGUUAUCGAUUAUUUCCAUGUGAUAAAUGUACAGAGGUUGUUUAUUGUGAUAAAAUUUGUUUAGAAAUGUCAAAUAAACAUCAUUCAAAAAUAUGUUUAUUAUCACCAAAAUGUUUGGCCGAAUCAAUGGUACAGAAUGAUCAACAAAUGGCAAUUUGUUAUGAUAUAUUUGCAUCAUUACCAAUACGUAAUGUUAUACAAUUAUCUCGUCUUUCAAUAUCACAAGCAUAUCAUCAUUUAUUGAAACGUGCAGAAUAUUGUCCAUAUCCAUUAUUUGCCUAUUAUAAUAUGUUAUUUCGUUUAUCGAAAUCAAUUGAUUUAAACAUGAUCAAUAUGAAUGAAUUAUAUUAUCAAACAUUAUUUAUGAAAUCAUUACAAUUAUCAUUAGUAAUGAAACAUCAAUUUUGUUUAACUAAAUAUGAUCUAAAUCUUUGUAAAGAAGAUGAUGAACAUGUACAAGAUUCAAUCGAAUUAAAUGAUCUAAUCCAUAUAAUACCAUCAUUAAUGAUGACAUUGAUUGUAUUGGAUAAUUAUUAUGCAAUGACAAAACAUAUGACUAUUUGGGAUAUAAAAGAUCGUAUACAAGUUGGUAUUGGUUUCGGUACAUUUGGUUUACAAUUGAUUUAUAAUAACAAUAAUGUUGAUGAUUAUUAUUAUUAUGUAAAUAAUAAUAAAGAUAAUAAUAAACGAUCAACAACAACAACAACAUAUAACGAUAAUACAAAUGUAUUUCGUCGUUUUGCAAAUAAUGGAAAAUUAGAAUAUAUUGCUAAAAGACGUAUUGAACGUGAAGAACGUUUACAAUGGAUAUCAACAUCAUCAUUAGUAGUAAAAUCUAAUAAUACUACUAAUAAUAAUGAUGAUAAUGAUGAUGAUAGUAAUAAACGAACAAAAAUUGAAAGAAAAGUUCAUUUUAAAGAAACAUCUUUGGUUUGAAAACGACAACAACAACAAUUUUUUUUUAUUUAAUUUAUUCAUAUUUUAAGUGUGUGUGUGUGUUAUGUU